GCGUCCUGCGUUGCUAACGGAAACUUUAAACAAGGAAUUAACUAAAUUGCCAGUGUGAUGGCGUCCUUAACUUGGCAGGAAUUCCUCACUCAGUCUCGACAAUUUCUGCGUAUGUCCCAGCAUCUGAACGAUAAAUGGGAGCUCUAUGAAAAGAAUCAAGAGGAACCCAAUAUCUUUCUUAAGUUUAGUCAGAAAGUACGUAGUAAAGAAGACUUGAUAAAUGUGGAAUAUCAUAUAGUGUAUAGUGUGUCCUAUCAAGUGCCUAUGCUAUACUUUCAGGCUCACAGAUCGGAUGGCAGUUUGCUGGAUCUAGAAGCAACUUGGAGGCUUUUAAUGCUAGAGUUUCAGAGUAGACGAGAGGAGCUCUUGCAGAUGUUAACCCAACAAGAGCAUCCAGUUUUGUUUCGCCCAUUUAUGGCCUUGCAUCCAUGUCGUACGGCAGAGGUUUUAGAUCAAUUUGGUCAAAAAAGUGAAAAUCUUGUUCUUACCUUUAUUAGUCUAUAUGGACCACAUGUUCAAUUGCAAUUAUCGAAUGGCUAUGGGAAUAGUGAACUACUUAAGUUAUAAGAUCAACAUUAUAUAGAUAGAUUUGCAUUUAUUUCGAUUACAUAGACCCAUAUAUAGGUAUAUAUUUAUGUAAAUAUGUGGAUAUAAUAUAUAU
This is a messenger RNA of Drosophila willistoni, 661 nucleotides long. It is a transcript of the gene Atg10, whose product is annotated as ubiquitin-like-conjugating enzyme ATG10. Bases 58 to 567 code for a protein of 169 amino acids. The record is from RefSeq and is a predicted model, not a curated record. Lineage: Eukaryota; Metazoa; Arthropoda; Insecta; Diptera; Drosophilidae. Gene Ontology annotation, cellular component: intracellular anatomical structure. Gene Ontology annotation, biological process: protein modification by small protein conjugation; macroautophagy; protein lipidation. Gene Ontology annotation, molecular function: Atg12 transferase activity. The transcript has 4 exons.